Messenger RNA from Brassica napus (rape), 3540 nucleotides. RefSeq lists its product as uncharacterized. NCBI's taxonomy places the organism in Eukaryota, Viridiplantae, Streptophyta, Magnoliopsida, Brassicales, Brassicaceae. The transcript is spliced from 3 exons. Bases 885 to 2525 code for a protein of 546 amino acids. The record is from RefSeq and is a predicted model, not a curated record.
UUAAAUGUUAUAUAACAAAUAUCACUACAAUAAAUAUGAGUAUUGGUAGCAGUUCACUGUAGCACGAAAUCACGAACUGCUACGAAAACAUGCUAAAUCCGUGGGCAUCUUUUUCGUAGCGUUAUAUCCGCGAUAGGACAAAAAUUCAUUAACUGGGAAAUAAAAAAAGACUAUUAUAGCUGUUAUGUGUUUUGGAGGCAAAACACUUAGCUUUUUUUUUUCUAUUAUUCCGCCAUUAUCUCUCACUUUCGAGCACUCUCGAGCAUGCAAGGGUAGAAAUCCAAAAUCCUAGAUCCGCCAUCCUUCGGUGCUGUCAUCGCCGAUCGGUGUCUCGUCAUCGCCGUUCAGAUUCUAGCUUGUACAAUUACAGGAAGAGAAGGAGGAGACGAGUCAGUUUGGCUUUCAAGUUUGGAGCUUUUGAUUGUUUAUUUCUUUGUGGAGUGAAGUGGACUUGAAAUCUGCAGUAUCUUAUUGAGGUAAUUAAUUCGACCCUAAUAUAAGAAGGAUCUUAUCGAGUUUUGUUUGUGUUAUUGAUUGCCUGCCACUUUUGAAUAUCUGAUUGAUUGAAUAUAUUUGAUUGUUUAUUGGUGCUUCUGUGAUUGACAAUUUCUUUGUUUUGUGUUUGAGAUAUUCUUAUGUGUUUGCUUUGUUUUUGGUUCUGAGUUAGAAACUUAGUUCAUAAAAAUGAUGGAAAAGUCAUGGGUUCAACUUAGCAGGUAAAGUAAAACAAUAUAUACUUAAGGAUUUAUUAGGAGAUUAAGAGAGUUUACGCUUUGCUAUUGUCUUAUGCUUGCAUCUGUCUUAACGAAAGAGCUGAUCCUGAUUAUGAGAGAGGUGCUUGGAAUUUUGUGAGGUCUGUUGGUGCAGCUUUACAAGACUCUGCGAUGAUCAUUUGCCCCUGCACGGACUGUCGCAACGUAGACCGUCACUCAGCCAGUGUUGUUGUUGAUCAUCUUGUAACAAGGAGAAUGGAUUUGAGUUACCAGAUGCGGGAGGAUUGGUAUCAUCAUGGAGAAGUGAUUUCAGGGAUUGACUGUAGAAGCAAUGCAAGUGAGAGGAACAAAGAGAUUUUAGGGUUGUACAAAGCAGCUGCAUUUGUUGAUGAAGAGUUUCUUAGGCAGGGUGACUUAAGUGAUGUUGCUGCUGAUGGUGAAGAUAAGCAAGAAGAUGAGUUUCUUGCAAAGCUAGCCGAUGCAGAAACACCUCUGUAUCCAAGUUGUAUAAGCCACAACAAGCUUUCGGCGAUAGUUUCACUCUUUAGGAUAAAGACACAGAGUGGUUGGUCUGAUAGAAGCUUCGAUCUUCUGCUAGAGACUUUGCCACAGAUGCUACCCAAGGAUAAUGUCUUGCACACAUCUUUGUACGAAGUGAAGAGGUUUAUGAGAUCUUUUGAUAUGGGUUAUGAAAAGAUACACGCUUGUGUGAACGACUGUUGUCUAUUUAGAAAGGAGUUUGAGAACCUAGACUACUGUCCGAAAUACAAUGCUUCACGAUGGAAGAUUAACAAGCGCACAGGUGAUGUGAAGAAAGGAAUUCCACAGAAAGUUCUAAGGUAUUUUCCGCUGAUACCACGUCUCAAGAGGAUGUUCAGGUCAGAGGACAUGGCGAAGGACUUAAGGUGGCAUUUUACUAAUAAGAGCACUGAUGGGAAAAUGCGACAUCCAGUAGUUUCUGUUACUUGGGAUCAAAUGAAUGACAAAUACCCGUCAUUUGCCGGUGAAUCAAGGAAUCUGAGGCUUGGACUUUCCACUUAUGGGUUUAAUCCGUUUGACAUGAGCGUUAACUAUAGUGCUUGGCCUGUUUUGCUGAUGAAUUACAACAUGUCACCCGAUAAGUGUAUGAAGGAGGAGAACAUCAUGUUGUCAUUGUUGAUUCCUGGUCCAACCCAACCUGGAAACAAUAUCGAUGUGUACUUAGAACCACUUAUAGAGGACCUCAACCAUCUUUGGGAGGAAGGAGAGUUAACGUAUGAUGCAUUCAGUCACAAUACUUUCACGUUAAGAGACAUGCUUCUCUGGACCAUUCAGGAUUUUCCAGCAUAUGGAAAUCUUGCAGGCUGUAAAGUAAAGGGGAAAAUGGAUUGUCCUGUGUGUGGGAAAAACACAGAUAGUAUGUGGCUGAGUAAUGGCAGGAAGCAUGUAUGUAUGUGCCAUCGGAAAGGUCUACCUCCCGCACAUGCUUACCGAGGAAAGAAAGCAUGGUUUGAUGGUAAAGCUGAGCAUGGGCGAAAAAGUAGGAUUCUGAGUGGUCAUAAUAUAAACCAAAUACUCAAAAAUUACAAGAAUGACUUUGGAAAAGUGCAAGUAAUUGGAAGGAAGAGGAAGAUUAGUGAGUCUGUUGCAGCAGACACCAAUGCCGAUGAUGAAUCCAGUGAAUCAGAGGAAGAGGACGAACCAGUAGAUGAGGAGGAGCUAUCUAGAUGGAAGAAAAGAUCAAUCUUUUUCAAGUUUCCUUAUUGGGAGGUAUGUUUCAAUCAUUAUUUUAUAACCAUGUUUUUAGAAUUGUUCUGUUUUAGCUUUCGUUGAUCCUCUUAUCUGUGUUUUUUUGUAUAGGAUCUCCCGGGUAGACACAAUUUAGACGUGAUGCACGUUGAAAAAAAUGUUGCUGCAAGCCUUAUCGCCACAUUGUUGCAUUGUGAAAAAUCAAAAGAUGGUCUUAAUUGUCGGAAAGAUCUGGAACUGCUUCGGAUUAGGAAGGAUAUACAUCCUCAACCCCGUGGAAAAAGAACAUACCUUCCUCCAACUCCUUGGUCUUUGUCCAGCAAAGAGAAGAAAAUAUUCUGCAAGCGUCUAGUGGACUUCAGAGGUCCAGAUGGCUACUGCUCAAAUAUAUCAAGGUGUGUGAAGAUAGAAGAAUGUAAGAUAAUUGGCAUGAAAUCACAUGAUUACCAUGUCUUGAUGCAACAGCUUCUUCCGGUUGCGAUUAGAGGUAUCAUCUGAGGGUCUUUUAACUUUGUAUUUGUCCAGCAUUUGAUGUCCUGAAAUUGAUAUACAAUGCUUCUUUCUUUACAGGGUUAUUACCUAAAGGUGUUAGGAUAGCUAUUGGACGGCUGUGUGCAUUCUUCAAUCAUCUCUGUCAGCGUGUCAUUGAUAGAGAGAUAAUUUCAGUAAUGGAAACUGAAAUUGUGGAAACUCUCUGUAUGUUUGAGAGGUUUUUUCCUCCAAGUUUCUUUGAUAUAAUGGUGCAUUUGGUAGUUCAUCUAGGGAGGGAAGCUCGGUUAGGUGGACCAGUCCAUUUCCGUUGGGUGUACCCGUUUGAGAGGUAUAUGAAAGUGCUGAAAGACUUUGUAAGAAACCCUGCAAGACCAGAGGGUUGUAUAGCUGAAGCGUAUCUCGCCGAGGAAUGUAUGAGGUUUUGCAGUCAGUUCUUGAAAAACACAACAAGUGUUGAGGAGAAACUCGAUAGAAAUACUGAUUUCGAGAGCAGCUCUAUUCUGGAGGGUCGUCCAAUAUCCACAGCCACUUGUUCUGUUCUGUCUGAGAAGGAUAAGAACAUUGUACAUUUUGCUGUUAUUCAGAAUAUGGAAAUCAUGGAACCUUA